GCCAAGGCCUCCAUCGCUGAACAAUGGCGGCAGUCUUGUACAGCACCUCGAAUUCAGCCCGCCCUUGCACCCGGAUGGACACACCGUUAGCCAGUACAACUGUCCCGGAAUGAUUACGGAUACAGGAGAGCAAGGACUAUAACGUCUACAAUUUACCAUAUGAAGCACUCUUCUCUCCACCUUUGACGGAGGUAUCUCUUUCUUUCUUCUCUUGCUUUGAUUGUCUUCGUUGUCCCGUCGGUCCAAUAUCGAUAGCCGUUUGGCUGCCAUUCCUUUCCUUAUCACACUCAUUUCUCUGGUCCAGAUAACCAGAAUGCCGUUCCUUAACAAACUUAGUGUUUUCGCUGUUGCUUCUCUGUUGUUGAGAGCUGUAUCUGCUCAGACCUGUUACUAUCCGGAUGGUCUGACUCCAUCUGAUGAUAUUCCUUGCAACAGCAAUGCACAGGUCUCACCAUGCUGCCCUACCGGAUCUUUCUGCAUGGACAACGGAUUGUGCUUUGGAGGCAGUGUUGUGUCUAGAGCGUCCUGUACUGAUCAGGCAUGGUCCUCGGCCGAGUGCCCAAAGUACUGCACUGAUGUCAACGAAUCAAGUGCAAUUGGCCUGACAGCCUGCGACACUAACUCCAAAACUUUUGCUUGUGGACUUAACACCACACAGUGCCAGACUGCACACUCGACCUUUACCAUGACCGAUGGAACUGCCUUGGUACUUCGUCCGGCACAAAUUGCAGCUCUUACAGCCAACUACACCAACCCAUCAAGCAGCUCUACCCACCACUACGGCCCGGGAUCUAUGAUCGGAGUCGCCCUCGGAGUUGGCCUUCCUCUUGCCUUCGCACUAGUAAUGGUCGUCAUGGUCCUUCGCAAGGAAAGACAACAGUACCUCCUCCAAAGCAUCUUCGAACAGCGCCUGGAACCCAUGGGUACAUCAGACACCUACCGCAGACGCUCCUUCUCCAACUUGUCAAAGUCCGGCACAAUGACUACCUUCGAUUCCGCUUCUACUUCCACCUAUACCCUUCAACAGCCCCAGCAGCCUCCCAGUGCCUUCCUGCACAAGUACGACUCGCACGAGAAAUUCUAUGACCACGAGAGAGAGUUUGGUGCUCCUGUCUUCGAGCUUCCUGGAAAUGCUCCGGAGAAGAGUAACAGAUUCGAGGCACCUUGAUUUUGCGCUGAAAGCCGCGAUUUUUCUUUUGUCUGAUGCUCUUCUAUUCAUUGGAGUUGUGAUUACCUCGGGCAAGACCCUUGAGGAUGGGCGGGUCACCAGAGCUUUUUUUGUUUAUACCCUUAUCUGUGUAAAUGUUAUAUUGUCAAAUGUCAAUCGAAUAUCCCGAAGCAUUGCUUGGUGGAAGCUGCCCCG
Molecule: messenger RNA, 1363 nt
Organism: Aureobasidium subglaciale EXF-2481
Lineage: Eukaryota; Fungi; Ascomycota; Dothideomycetes; Dothideales; Saccotheciaceae
Exons: 2
Coding region: 314-1168 (284 amino acids)
Source: RefSeq, a predicted model, not a curated record